AUGAGAUGGCUUUCCCAAAUCUGUGAAUAUUGGCCUCUUCGUCGAUUGGCUUCAAUCACGGAUUCAGAUGUCGAGAGCGUGUUAAAAUCAUAUGCCACCAAUCCGUCAACUUCCACGCCGCUCGACACAUCAAUUCUGGAUUCCCGCGUGUCUAAACUCCCACAAAUAAUUUUGGCUGGUUCAGGACCAGGACACCCCGACCUUCUCACUCGCGCAACUCACAAAGCCAUCCUCUCCGCUGACAUAAUUCUCGCCGACAAACUCGUUCCCUCCGGCGUUCUCGACCUAAUCCCCCGUCGAACCCCUAUUCACAUCGCGCGCAAAUUCCCUGGCAAUGCCGAACUCGCCCAACAAGAAUUAUUAUCCCUCGGACUAGCUGGUUUGCAGGCCGGCAAAACUGUUUUGCGUUUGAAACAGGGCGAUCCAUAUAUAUACGGAAGAGGAGGAGAAGAGUUUGAGUUUUUCCGAAAAGAAGGGUAUGGAGAUCGAGUUGUCGUACUUCCAGGUAUCACGAGUGCAUUGAGUGCGCCGCUGUUCGCAGGAAUACCGGCGACGCAGAGGGCGGUUAGUGAUCAAGUACUUAUAUGUACUGGAACUGGAAGAAAAGGAAAACCUACUGUGCCGCCUCAAUAUGUAGCUACUCAAACUGUGGUGUUCCUAAUGGCACUUCACAGGAUUAAGGGGCUAGUAGCUGAUCUCACCACUCACGAUUCCGAAGAUGUAAAGAUAGUCGAUGAGAACGGGGAAGUCGAUCAAAGCAGGAAAUUAUGGCCGCUAAGCACUCCAUGUGCAGUCAUAGAACGAGCAUCAUGUCCGGAUCAAAGGGUGGUGAGAACAUCUUUAGAAUGGGUCGUAGAUGCUAUUGAAGAAGUGGGUAGUAGACCACCUGGACUCUUGGUACUAGGUGCUGCGUGCGAGGUUUUGUUCAAUCAAAAUUCUAGAAAAGAGGGGAGGAAAUGGGUUACUGAAGAGGGUUUUAAGGGGUUGAAUGAUUUAGGUUUAGCUGAGAUGGGAUUAGGGGUUUGUGGUGAUGAAGGGGGGAGGCCGGAUGUGGUGAGGGGGGAUAGUUUCGGAAGGGAAUUAAAGGUUUAG
This is a messenger RNA of Sclerotinia sclerotiorum 1980 UF-70, 1092 nucleotides long. RefSeq names its product siroheme synthase. The transcript has a single exon. The record is from RefSeq and is a predicted model, not a curated record. Gene Ontology annotation, molecular function: uroporphyrin-III C-methyltransferase activity. NCBI's taxonomy places the organism in Eukaryota, Fungi, Ascomycota, Leotiomycetes, Helotiales, Sclerotiniaceae. Bases 1 to 1092 code for a protein of 363 amino acids. Gene Ontology annotation, biological process: siroheme biosynthetic process.